Messenger RNA from Synchiropus splendidus (mandarinfish), 1940 nucleotides. RefSeq names its product myocyte-specific enhancer factor 2A-like. Gene Ontology annotation, biological process: cell differentiation; heart development; positive regulation of transcription by RNA polymerase II. NCBI's taxonomy places the organism in Eukaryota, Metazoa, Chordata, Actinopteri, Syngnathiformes, Callionymidae. Gene Ontology annotation, molecular function: RNA polymerase II cis-regulatory region sequence-specific DNA binding; protein dimerization activity; DNA-binding transcription factor activity, RNA polymerase II-specific. Bases 160 to 1152 code for a protein of 330 amino acids. The transcript is spliced from 9 exons. The record is from RefSeq and is a predicted model, not a curated record.
CUCGUGAGUGCGGAGGGAGCGCGGAGCAGAAGCGAGCGGAGCCGCGACACUGGACGCUGGAGGACGCGGAGCUGAUGCUGCUGUCCAGACCCGUCAGCAGGAACCUGGCAGGAGUCCUCUCUGUUGACUGAAGUCUGCUUCACUACUGUGGACCUGGACAUGGGCCGGAAGAAGAUCCAGAUCACUCGCAUCGCGGACGAGCGGAACCGCCAGGUGACCUUCAUGAAGAGGAAGUUCGGCCUGAUGAAGAAGGCGUACGAGCUGAGCGUCUUGUGCGACUGCGAGAUCGCGCUCAUCAUCUUCAACAGCUCCAACCGGCUGUUCCAGUACGCCAGCACCGACAUGGACAAGGUGCUGCUCAAGUACACCGAGUACCACGAGCCGCACGAGAGCCGCACCAACGCCGACAUCCUGGAGGCGCUGAGCAAGAAGGAGCGGCGCAGCUGCGACAGUCCGGACGCCGAGGCCUCCUACGUGCUCACGCCCAGCACCGAGGAGAAGUACAGGAAGAUCCACGAGCAGUUCGAUGUCAUGAUGCGGAGCCACAAACAUUCCUCGGGUGUGGCUCCACACAGCCUCCUCCACGCAGCUCCUGCUGGACCCCCCUUCAGCCCAGGAGCCCCCGCAGCUCUGGCCCACACCGUGGCGUCCGAGGCCCAGCGGGCCGGCACCUGCCCGCAGAGGCCGGCGGGAAACGCUGUCAACGGCCUGGUGGCGUCUCCGGGCAGCAGCAUGAUGAAGGCCUCUCCUCCUCCUCCUCAGUUGAGGAGAGCGGCAGCAGAGCUCAACACAAACGUUACCCAUAAUGCCGCUGUGUUCCAGCAGCGGGCCCUGUCCGCUCCGAAUGUUCCCGCCGGGGGCCCAGAUCUGCCCGGGUCCCAGGUCUACGGCGACUUCCACCACGACUUCCCUGACGUGCGGCUGACCGGGUGGCAGCAGCGGAGCGACGGCGGGUCGGCAGGGUCCAGCCUGAACGUGAAGGCGGAGCCUGCGUCUCCCCCUCGGGAGCCCCUCAGCUUCUCAGGCUUCAGCUCCGCUCCUCAUCCUCCUCAUCCUCUUCAUCGUCCGGCGGCCGACAGCGCAUCCUGCUCCUCCCAGGACGAGGACGGUCCCUCGCUGAAGCGCGUGCGGCUGGACGGCUGGGUGACGUAGAGGUCACGUGACCCGAAGGAACCGACCAGGACCUCGGGCAGACAACGAUCCUGGGCGCGCCACUCUCAGCCAAGUCACAGAGCCGCAUCAGAAGCUCCGAGUCACUCGCCUCUCCACGUCUUCUCUGUUGUCACAGCAACAGACUCUGGUGGCUCUGACUCCUCCUCCUCAGUCUCCCGGCAGAUCACUGUAACAUCAGCAAACACCAUGGUCCUUUUGUCUCUGAUGCUCCUGAGCUCCAGAGUACGGUUGCAAACACCGUCCUCUUUUUCCUGCAGAGUUUUGAACCUACAUUCUGUUGUGCUUUUCAUUUUCUGUUGCUUUCCUUCACUAUUUGCUCAUUUUGUUCUCUGAUGGAAACAAGAAUCACAAAGUCACAGUUGUUUUUAUCUGCUUCUCCUCGUGAAACAUUGGAGUCCAUCGUUCUUGUUUCUGUUGUGAUGACGAUGCUGCUCAUCUGCCUGUCAUCCUCACACCGCUCUGACUCACUCUGACUCGCCACGAGUCACGUUAGCGACACUAGCAGUUUGCAGCCCAAACAUGUUUUACAUUAAGUUUUCACUACGACAAGUGGUGUUGACGGCAGGAUGAUGAUGUCAUCAUCCCCAGUCCUCUUUCACCAGCAACACACCGCCUGAUGAUGUCACUUCCUGUGUGUGGCACUGACUCUUCCUGCACAGCCGCAAAUCUGGUGAAGAAAAAGACUGCAGUCGUGGUGACAAACUCCUCAUCCACCACGGGGGUUUGGCAGGAAACGGCGACGUCAAUGUGCUGACUCAUCACUUGUU